AUGUCUCUUACGCGCGACACGUUCAUCUACCGAGGCGCCCUCGUCAUCGGGCUUCUUCCCUCCUUCUUCGGCUUGAACGCACUCCUCAGGCCAGAAGCCUCCUUGAAAUCCGUGGAGUUCCCAGUCCCCGAAGACCCCGAGUCACGGAAACUCGUCUUCGGUCUCAUGCGCAUCUAUGGCAUCCGUAACGUCGUUGUCAGCUUCGCCCUUACGCUGAUCUGGUUGACUGGGAAUAAGAGACUGGUCGGACUGGGCUUGGUCGGUGCGCUGUCCAUGGCGAUUACUGAUGGGCUGGUCAGCAAAUCGGUGACGGGGGGUGGCGAGUGGAAUCAUUGGAGUUUUGUGCCAGUCAUUGGAGGACUGUGUCCUAAACAACAAAACUCGGCAAUCUCUAUAUAUGGCUUCCCAAGUAACAACAAAAUCCCGCAAUGCCCCAAGAAUGUCCUGCUAUACCUCUACAAGCUCCCCAUGAGGCUCAUCGACGACAAGGCAAAGGUUGAGCAGGCGCUCGAAAAGAUCUACGGUGACAUCCGUUUCACCUCCGAGGAGAAUAAUGGUAGCUAUGCAGUCAAGUCGGCACAUCCUGGCCAACUGGACCUAAUGUCACAGCUACAAGAGAUGGGUGUUACAAGGAAGGAAUAG
This is a messenger RNA of Fusarium keratoplasticum, 642 nucleotides long. RefSeq lists its product as uncharacterized. The record is from RefSeq and is a predicted model, not a curated record. The transcript is spliced from 2 exons. Bases 1 to 642 code for a protein of 213 amino acids. Lineage: Eukaryota; Fungi; Ascomycota; Sordariomycetes; Hypocreales; Nectriaceae.